This is a messenger RNA of Brassicogethes aeneus, 772 nucleotides long. The record is from the annotation of a GenBank genome assembly. NCBI's taxonomy places the organism in Eukaryota, Metazoa, Arthropoda, Insecta, Coleoptera, Nitidulidae.
AAUCAACCCGCAAACCUGUAGCAUCUCAUGCAAAUAUAAGUUCUGUAAUAUUUAUAUUCGCAAAUAAGUUAAACACCUAUUGUUCUAAUACAUUCAUAAAAUGAAAUUUUUGGUACUUUUCGCUUCACUAACAGUUGUUGCAAUGGCCCAAAGGCCUAGUUAUGCUGGUUUAACUCCAAAACUAGGACCGGAAUUGGCCUCAAGAUUCAAAAAUCCCAAUGACACAGCAGAUGAUCCAAUUUUGGCCAACCGAUUAGGGGAAGAUACCCCAACCAAUUUGCCCACAGAUGCAAGAGGAGAUGGUGGUUUGGUCGACAGAUUAAACCAGUGGCCCAGAGAACACAGGCCCUUUUGGCUUAUUAAUGCAGAACACAUCGAAAGACACAGACACCCAAACGAAGGGCAAGGAAAUUCUCAGAACCAACAAGUUCAAGGAAACGCAGUAAAUUUGGCAAGCAGAAAUAAUUUCGCUGCCCCCGAGGCUAACAAUGGAUUUUUCGAGGUGGUUAAUGGAGUUCCAGGACAUUUCGAUAAAGGAGCAGAUGGUACAGUUAACAUUAAUUUUGAAAGCAGAGGAGCAUUUGGAGAAUCUCCCGACACAAGGCCCAUCAAACCUGAACCCCCAAGGUCAACAUUUUUGGGCGCCCGCAAUUAGUUUUUAUUUUUUAAGAGACUGUUAAUGUAAAGUUUAACACACUUUAUUUUCCUGCAAUGCAAUGCCAAAUCCCAUUUGUACAUAUUAAUUUUAUACUAAGAAAUACAUUUUUACCAA